Molecule: messenger RNA, 967 nt
Organism: Colletes gigas
Lineage: Eukaryota; Metazoa; Arthropoda; Insecta; Hymenoptera; Colletidae
Product: actin-binding Rho-activating protein-like
Exons: 4
Coding region: 236-700 (154 amino acids)
Biological process (GO): positive regulation of Rho protein signal transduction
Molecular function (GO): actin binding
Source: RefSeq, a predicted model, not a curated record
UUCUUUUUUUGCAUUGUUGGAGCACCUCCAAACAUUUAGAUAUAAACUGAAUAUAAAACUGUCGCCUGGGAUUAAAUUUUGAUCAGUAUAUUAUGGCUGUAGUGAUUGAAAGCAAUAGUUAAAUUUGUGCUCAAGCAACUAAUCAAAGAAUACUUAAAAAGUACAAAUAAGAUUAACCUUCCUCGACAGUGUAAUUCAUUGGUGGUUUUAGGAAUCUUUGAGUGACAAGGUAGCGAUGUUCAACCAGUACGCGAACACACACAAAGACAAGCAAAAUAAAAAUCCGUUCACGUCCGGAUUGAACCUCGAGAAGCGUACGUUCUCCAAAGAAGAGUAUGGCAGACCGGUAGCUGGAUCUCUGACGGACAUUCGCGGUCGUAAAGCCACAGCACAUAUUCUAAAAGAAGUGGUCGAAUUGUGCGAGGUGAUCUAUCACGAGGGGACACCAUGUCGAGAUCAACCCGAGAUCACCGCCAUCACGUUCGGCGAUCUGUUCAACAUUUACACGCACAUCAACGACAAAUGCGUGGGCCUACUGCUGAGGGCCAGAAAACAGAAGUUCAUUGACUUCGAAGGGGAAUGCCUUUUCCAGAGACGAGACGACGAUGUACCGAUAUACUUAGUGAAACCCAUCGCAGAGAUCCGACAGACGUACAACCAACGACUAAAGGAGAUAACAAAGGAAACGCCAUUAAGUUAACAAUGACCCCCCUCCACCCUGUUUCUUCCAUUCUUUGAUCGUUGACAUAUUGCAUCGCCUCUGUUAUCCUGUAUUUAUUUACGACAUGACCAUAGAAAUAACGCGAAUGACCAUUGUGUAUAGUUUGUAAUUUCUAUUUGAGCCCGAGAUUGCGUACGUGAAAUGAGUGGGUGAGAAUUUGUGAGUACUAAUGUAGAUCGACGUAAGGAAAGGAAUACGUAAAAUGUGAUAUUCUAUAGAACGUUAAAAAUAAAAGUUUUUAUAAAA